GUCACUCAGUAACUACCUUGCGGCCAGGCAAGUGUAUCUUAUCUAAUACUCUCAAGAUGGCUUUUGUGUCCACACUGAACAGGAAAUUCAAGAACUCUCUUUUGCAGAAUGGCACUGAUGCGGAAAAUCACGAAUCAAAACCCAGCAAUACAUGGCUUCCUCCCAACUUGCCCAGUAGGUGCACAUGGAAGCCAAGGAAGCCCAUCUCCGAUUCACCUCAUUCCCACGUGCCCUUGCCAGAAGAAACAAACAUCCUGCCAAAUAUUUUGAAGAAAGUUGGCCGCACCCCUCUGGUUCGAAUCAACAAGAUUGGAAAGGCCUAUGGACUCAAGUGUGAGCUCUUGGCAAAAUGCGAGUACUUCAAUGCUGGAGGGAGUGUGAAGGAUCGAAUUGCCCUCAGGAUGGUGGAGGAUGCUGAAAAAGCAGGGAUCAUAAAACCUGGAGACACACUCAUUGAGCCAACAUCAGGAAACACAGGCAUCGGGCUGGCCCUGGUUGCUGCAGUGAAAGGCUACCACUGCAUCAUUGUGAUGCCAGAGAAAAUGAGCAUUGAAAAGGUUGAUACACUGAGAGCUCUUGGCACUGAGAUUGUAAGGACUCCAUGCACCAAGUUUGAUUCUCCUGAAUCUAAUGUUUCUGUUGCUCACAGGCUGAGAUAUGAAAUCCCGAACUCCCACAUUCUGGACCAGUACCGGAAUCCCAGCAACCCUAUGGCUCAUUACGACACCACUGCUGAGGAGAUCCUGGAGCAGUGCGAAGGCAAGGUCGACAUGGUGGUGGCUGGAGCUGGCACAGGGGGCACCGUCACUGGCAUUGGCAGGAAGCUGAAGGAGAAGUGCCCAGAAUGCAAAAUUGUUGGUGUAGAUCCCGAAGGCUCCAUUGUCGCUCUGCCUAGUGAGCUGAACACAGCAAAGGAUGCAACCAUGGAAGUGGAGGGGAUUGGACAUGACUUUAUCCCAACUGUGCUUGACAGAUCAGUGGUGGAUCUGUGGUGCAAGUCCAAUGACACAGAGUCCUUUCUCAUGGCUCGCAGGCUGAUUAGAGAGGAAGGGUUACUGUGUGGUGGCAGCUCCGGCAGUGCAAUGUCCGUUGCUGUGAAGGCUGCCAAAGAUCUGACGGAGGGUCAGCGCUGUGUUGUCAUCUUGCCCGACUCCGUCAGGAACUACAUGUCCAAAUUCUUGAAUGACAAGUGGAUGAGCAAGAAUGGAUUUCUAAAAAAUGUCCAGGAAUGCAAACCUUGGUGGUGGAAUGUCAAGGUGCAGAAGCUGAAUCUCCUGCCUCCUCUGCUGCUUGUCCCAGAGGUCAAUUGCCAAACAGCAAUCGAAAUCCUCAAGGAGAAGGGCUACGACCAGGCACCGGUGGUUGCUGAAUCUGGUCACAUUAUGGGAAUGGUGACUCUUAGUAAUAUCCUCUCCUCCGUGCUGACUGGAAAUGCUCAGAUCUCGGACCCAGUUCUCAAAGUCAUCCACGAUCAAUUUUCAAAGAUUAGCCUGGAUGACAACCUUGGAAACCUCUCUAAUAUCCUGGUGGAUGAUCAUUUUGCUAUAGUUGUACAUGACCAAGUGCAAUAUGUUGGAGAUGGCAGUUAUUCAAAGAAACAGGUGGUAUUUGGAGUGGUCACAGCUAUGGAUCUCCUGAACUUCAUUACCCAAAAGGAUAAAAGCCAGUACCAAAAAGUUGCUUCAUCCAGAGGAUCGAUUGCCUCAGAUGAAUCUGAAAUAAGCCACUGAAGAUUUUUCAAACUGACUUGGCUAAGAGUUUAAUUUACGAAUCCUUGGUCCCAUACGUUUGAUUUCAUCCAAAAUGACAUCAAAGAAAUCUCUGGAUCAGAUGAUCUGACUAAAGAAGAAUGUUGAAUUAAGAUGAGCAGUUAUACCAAGAUUACCCCCUCAUCAUCUCUGCUGAUGUUGCAUCGUAAUGUUAAUAUAUGGCUCUUAUUGCACUGGUUUUAUCUGACUUGUCUCUUGCUGUUUUCAUGGUUAAUUAACUCCACCUCAGUGUUAAUUAACACCUUUGCACACUCUCAACAGAUGCAUGAUUUCGGCUGGAGCUGGAUCCAUGUCAGGAGAAGCUCCAGCCCUCUACCAAAUUUCACCCUUGCCUGAGGAAAACCUUCCCCACCCACAACCCUUCUGGGAAGAGCUGCCAAUCAGAGCUCUCUUCCCCCUCCCUUCAGGGGCAGACCCCUUUCUUACAGGUGGAAGGAACAGGUAGAACCAAGUAGGUCAGGUCAGCUCUGCUUCCUUUUACCUCCUCCCCUCCAGUGAACAAUGGGAUGACUCUUCUGCUCCUCCUCUAUCUCCCCUCCAUCCCUGCCACACCUGGCCUGGGAAGGAGAAGAGGGGACCCUGCAGCAGCCUUCUCUCAUGGGCCUGGGUGAGAGGUAUGAAGACUCUCAGGACUGUAAUUGUCACACAGGCAUGCUGGGGAUGGGCAGGGGAGUCUCAAAUUCCAAAAUACAGUCCUGUAUUUUGUUUCAGCUACACCAGACUAACACGGCUGCAUUUCUAUCAAAUUCCAAAGGCAGCCGAAACGCACACUGUAAUCUUAACUUUAAAAAAAAAAUCAUGAUUUGGGAGCAAUUACUUAUUUUUGGGGUCUCACAUGAUUUUGAUGCUUUGGCAUCCAUUCCAAGAGCUGUCAGCAGAGCUCAGAAGAGCUGCUUGUUUGAACUGCAAAACCACAGAAGGAAUUAAGUGCACAGCAAGAGAAAACAAAAUCACUUUUUACAGCCCAUUAUAGCCUGGGCUUCAAGCAUGUGUUCUGAGCAGUUCAAGAGCAGUUUUAGCUUUUCCUAAGCAACAAGUCUGUGUUUUUAAUCUACUCUAGUAUGUACACGGGUUUGAUAAAUGAUAACGUAUUUAUGGUUAGGAAUGGUGUCUGUUACUUUUUGUUUGCUGGGAUAUACACAAUACAUCAACUCUCUUGCAAGUA
Molecule: messenger RNA, 2934 nt
Organism: Pelodiscus sinensis (Chinese soft-shelled turtle)
Lineage: Eukaryota; Metazoa; Chordata; Testudines; Trionychidae
Source: RefSeq, a predicted model, not a curated record